This is a messenger RNA of Chrysemys picta bellii (western painted turtle), 3550 nucleotides long. It is a transcript of the gene DHRS12, whose product is annotated as dehydrogenase/reductase 12. NCBI's taxonomy places the organism in Eukaryota, Metazoa, Chordata, Testudines, Emydidae. The record is from RefSeq and is a predicted model, not a curated record.
CGGCGGCGGUGCAGUCAGCGGGCGCCCGAGGGGGGCUGCGGGCCCGGCCCGGGCGCUGCCUGCUAGGGCGUCUCCCGGCCCGUCGCUUAUUUAACUCCGGGGGCGGGGCGGGGCGGCGCUUACACAACAGUCGGGCGGCGGCGGGAGCGGCGCCAUGUCCUGGUACCGGAACACCGUGUGGUUCCUGAAGGGGCUGCGGGAGUACACCAGGAGUGGCUAUGACUCUGCAUCCAAACACUUUGUUCCGGCAGAUUUGGAGGUAAAUGUAACUGGAAGAUCCUUCAUGAUUACUGGAGCAAACAGUGGUAUUGGCAAAGCAACUGCAACGGAGAUAGCAAAGAGAGGUGGCACACUUCAUCUGGUUUGCCGAAAUAAAGAGAGAGCUGAAGAAGCUAAAAGAGAAAUAACAACAGAAACUGGUAAUCAGAAUAUCUUUUUGCACAUUCUGGAUAUGUCUAAUCCCAAGGGAAUUUGGGAGUUUGCUGAAAAAUUCAAGGCUGAACAUAAGUUAAAUGUCUUGAUCAACAAUGCAGGCUGCAUGGUAAACAAGAGAGAACUAACAGAGGAUGGACUUGAAAAGAACUUUGCUACAAAUACCUUGGGUACAUACAUUCUCACAACUGCUCUACUGCCUUUGCUGGAAAAAGAAGAUGAUCCCAGAGUUAUAAUUGUCUCUUCAGGAGGGAUGUUGGUGCAGAAAUUAGAUGUAUCUGAUUUGCAGUCUGAAAACAUAACAUUUGAUGGUACUAUGGUCUAUGCCCAAAACAAGAGACAGCAAGUAGUCUUGACAGAACAAUGGGCUAAAGUGCACAAAAACAUCCAUUUCUCUGCCAUGCAUCCUGGCUGGGCAGAUACACCAGCGGUGAGAUCAGCGAUGCCAGAAUUCUAUGAAAAGAUGAAGAAUAAACUGCGCACAGAGGCUCAGGGAGCCGAUACAGUAGUGUGGCUGGCAGUCUCACCUGCAGCAGCUAAGCAAACAAGCGGCCUAUUCUUCCAAGACCGGCAACCUGUUUCUACCCACUUGCUCCUGGCAAGAACAUAUUCUUCACCAGAGGAGGAAGAGAAGCUAAUAAAAACUUUAGAAGAGCUUUCCCAGAAAUUUAAACCCACUUGAUCAUGUCUUCUGUAGGCAUUUAUCACCACCCAAUUGAACAGAAAUGAAGCUUUGAAUUAGAAUACUAGCAGAAUUGUAUUUCACCUGUUACAAAUAUGAGGGGAAGAGAACAAGUUUGCUACAACUAAUAUACUUAAGCAGAAUCACACUUCACCUUUUAUAACAAGUUGUAAUGUAUACUGUUAGUGCAGGCUUUCAUAAGAUAGCAUAAGCUAUUGAGCAGUUGAAUAUGAAUUCAGAUUUUGCUCCCCUGAAGUCCUACCUCUGUCUGUCAUACAGUAGAGUACAUGCACCUUGCUUCAAGUAUGUAAAGGAAACAUCAGAGGGAGGUAUUUCAGCAUUGGGUUGCUCAUAUGUGCCUGUAACAAACAAGUUCUAGCCUAGCACUAUUACUAAUUAGUGACUGCCCCAUAAACUUGUGUGGCUACAAUCAGUUAGUGCUUGGUUAGACUUUACCUCUCCUAUCUAGGUUUUGCUAGUGUCAGUAUUCUCAACCACUGCUUUAUAAUAGUAGAGGAGUGGGCUGUAGGUGGAAAAGAAAGGUCAAAGUACUUUUUCCAAGACCAGAAGUGCUAGACUGCUAUUUGGAAAGCCUAUUCUAGUCCUUUUCAAUCUGAUUUUUCUAACUGAUCUUUUAUUUAUAGCAAACUACUUUUCUUCUUUGGAGGCUAAACCAGUACCUUUCCCUCUAUAUAUGCUGUAUUUUAGAGCUAAGAACCUUCUCUCCUGUAUGGGGGCAAGGGGUAGUCUGCUUAUGGGGCUGUAGACACUGUUUGGAGUGUCUUUCCUUUCAUAAGGCCUGUUCCUACAAAGGUCUAUAAUAGUUUAACUGAACCAGCAAGUGUUACACAAUUCAUGUAAACAGUCAGGUUUAAGGCCUUGAGAUUUUCUGUAAACUAAUUACUGAAAACAGGAGGAAGUAGACCACUAUUUUCUGUGUAGGCAGCUCUGCAGCUGUUGCCAAAUUCCUGCUGCUUGACUCAAUGAACAGGGAGGAAAUACUAUUCCAUUCCAGCCUCAAGGGGUUGGAGCUUUGAUUUAAGGAAGCACAGAGCCACAUACCAAAGUGAAAACCUAAUCUGGAUGGGAGCUUGCCUUCAGCAAUGGUAAUGACAAUGCUUGAAAAUAGCUGUACCUUUACAGCCAAGAGAAUGAAAGGAGAAACUAGUACAUGCUUGUUACAUAGGUGGCACCUAAAGGCUUUACUACAGCUUUAACAUAAGGGUGCACACAUCAUAGCUUCUAUAUGCUGCGCUUACUGCAUGUAACAGGACUAGUUACAUUCCACCCUCCAUUUCAGGGACUCACUGAAAUCCCCCUCGCAAGGAUUCUGUAUGUCUCCCAUACCAGCAUCUCAGUACAUCCUCUAGUGAUCAUGUUACAUUCAGACAGAAGUGCUGGCUAGUUGAGUGCAAGGCCAUGCAAACUCAGCUAAUUAUGGGAGGUAACUAAAAGGUUAAAUUCAUUUUAGCUGUGUACAUUCAGAAUUGAUGGAAUAUGCUGAAUAAGACAAUUGAAGUGCAAGCAGGGGGAACUAAUGAACUUUAGAAUUAGCAAAGUAUUGGUCUGCUUAAGGCAACAUGGACACAGCCACACUGCAAAAGCAGUAAAAUUUUGAACAGCAGUAGUUUGAUUGCCUAUAGGCAACACCAGUCUUUGGCAGUAAACUUUUUAUAACAAGCCUUUGAAAAUUACAAAAGAAAUAUUAUUCUAACAUACCUUAUUGAGACUGUUAAACUAGAACCUGUAUAUAAAAAAUAAUUAGUUCUCAGCUAGCAGCAAGAAUACUACCUUUAAGGCUUGUCUACACUGCAUGGCAAAGUCCUCGGGGGGAGGGGGUCCACAGGUUAGAGGAGGUAGUUGUAGAGCACUGUAACUGCUCAAUGUAGAUACUGCUGGCAUGUUCUAAAAGGUACUUAGUUUGCAUUAGUCCUCUGUCAAUAAGACCCCCUCUAGAACACUUUGCUGCCCUGCAGACAAGCCCAUAGUUUACUAGCGAUAUCAAAGUGAGUGAGUUGUCUUUCUGGGCUAUAAAGAUUGAUCACUUGAGGCCAUGCUACUGCCCAAAGGAGAAUUAAUUAUGUCUAGAUUUUAAAUGUUAUAAGGAAGCUUUCACAAAAGAGGUGUCCCAGCUGUGUAAAGUGCACAUAGUUUAAAAAAGGAGUAUGCUGUAAGGUCCUUUACAUUUGUGUUCAAAAGCAUCCAAAUUAGGACUGAACACUGAUAUAAAGAAACUUGUGUUUCCAGUCUGCUCUCUAUAUGUCAAAAUACAGUCAAAUGAAAACAUUAUCUUAGUAGUAUAACAAGCUUCUAGCAAGAUACUGAGUAGUAGAUGUUAGAAUACAGAUAUUCAGGCCUGCCUGUAAAGGUCUAUAUACUUUAAGAACUUAGGUGUAUUUUUAAUCACUUAGCUAGUUAUAGAGGUAUGAAACAAAU